Messenger RNA from Strongyloides ratti, 1110 nucleotides. Its product is annotated as Nuclear fallout. Bases 1 to 1110 code for a protein of 369 amino acids. Lineage: Eukaryota; Metazoa; Nematoda; Chromadorea; Rhabditida; Strongyloididae. Gene Ontology annotation, cellular component: midbody; endocytic vesicle; recycling endosome membrane. Gene Ontology annotation, biological process: regulation of cytokinesis; endocytic recycling. The transcript is spliced from 4 exons. The record is from RefSeq and is a predicted model, not a curated record.
AUGUCAAAAUUUUACGAGUCAUAUGGAGAAAUGGAGCCUACUACACCUAAUAUCAUGAGGCUUACCAGUUCACCAAGCUCUGCAUCUGUUGCCUCGAGAUUAUAUUUUAAUGGACAACGCAGUUCCAGGCGGACUAGUUUUGGAAGUGAACCUGAACUAAUGAAUUUUAGUGAUAGCGAAUAUCAAACUGAAAUAAAUGAUAUUUCAAGUCAGAUUUCAACACUUGGUAGAAGGGUAACUGAGAUGGAAGAUUUACAAACAGCUACCAAUGAAGAAAAUGCUAGACUAAAGACAGAGAACGCUGUUAUGUGUCAAAGAGUUCACAUACUAGAGGAACAAUUAACACAAUGUGAAAUAAGAUGGAAAGAGAAACUUGAUGAUGAAAUAAUACGAUCUAAAGAUACUUUAAAGAGAUGUGAAAUUGAGAAGCAAUUAGAAUUAGAACGUUGUACAUCAGAUAUUCGAAUUUUAGAAAAAGAUCUUUCUUAUGCUAAAAAAGAAAAAUCAAAAAUUGAGGAAGAAGUUAAAAAAUUAGAAAAACAAUUAACUGAUAUGUCAAAGAAAUUUGAUGAACUUCAAUUUCAUUGUGAAACAUUAGAAGAUGAAAAAAAAGAUAUUUCUAAUCAAUUCCAAAAAUAUAAAAAUGAGAAACGUAAUGAUAUGUUAAAUAAUUCUGAGAUAAUGGAUGAAUUAACUCGUGAAAAUGAAGAAUUAAAACAACAAUCAAAUGGAAUUCAAAGACAUGGUUCUAUUUUUAAUCAAAUUUCAAUGUUAGAAGAGGAGAAUGUUGAAUUAAAAAAUGAGAUAAGGCGUUUAGUUCAACAAAAUGAAGACUUACAGGCUGAAUUACUUCAUGACUCUGUUGUUAAAGGUAGACAUUUACUAGAAGAUAAUAUUGCUUCAUUAGCUGAUGAGUUAAGUGGUAAAGAUACAACAGAAGUAAUGAAAGCACUUAAAGAACAAGAAAUAUGCAAUCAACAAUUACGUACUUAUAUUAAUGGUAUAUUGAUGAGAGUAAUUGAAAUUCAUCCUGAAAUAUUAGAAAUUAAAGAUGAAGAAUUAUCUUCAAAUAAGAAAAAAUUAUCUGAAUCAUCAUCACCAUCCAGUUGA